CGAGUUCCGUAACCAGAGGAGGAGGUGGAGGAGGCGGUCUGGGAAACAUAUACACACAGAAACACACACAGCCUGAGUGCAACAGCGCAUGCAAGGUCAAAGUACGCAACUUUUCCGAGCGCCUUAACGGACGGAGCGGAGACACCGGACUCAGCCUUGCUCUUUGUGAUCAUCUCCCAAGUGGGAAUAGGAAUGUGGGCUGCAAGUGGAACCGAGUGUCAAAGGUCAAACCCCUGCCCGUGACGGACACCAUGACCUCCGACCUGAACCUGAGCUCCCUGUUGAACGUGAGCGACCUACACAAUCAGUCGCGAGGAUGCUCGCUCACCAAGACGGGCUUCCAGUUCUACUACCUGCCCACCGUUUACAUCAUGGUCUUCAUCACGGGCUUGGUGGGCAACAGCUUGGCCAUCUGGAUGUUCGUGUGCCACAUGCGCCCGUGGAGCGGCAUCUCCGUCUACAUGUUCAACCUGGCGCUGGCCGACUUCUGCUACGUGCUCUCGCUGCCCUUCCUCAUCUUCUACUACUUCAACAAAACCGACUGGAUCUUCGGCGACGUGCUGUGCCGGCUGCAGCGCUUCAUCUUCCACGUCAACCUCUACGGCAGCAUCCUGUUCCUCACCUGCAUCAGCGUGCACCGCUACACCGGAGUGGUGCACCCGCUCAAGUCCCUGGGCCGGCUCAAGAAGAAAAACGCCGUCAUCACCAGCGCCCUGGUGUGGGCCGUGGUGGUCCUGGCCAUCUCGCCCAUCCUCUACUACUCGCGGACGGGCUCCAAACGCAACGCCACCACCUGCUACGACACCACCACCGAGGAUGAGCUGCCCGGUUACUUCAUCUACAGCAUGACCUUGACCGUCUUCGGCUUCUGCGUCCCCUUCAUCAUCAUCUUCGCCUGCUACGGCAUGAUCGUCAAAGCCCUGAUCUGCAACGACAUGAAUAACGCGCCCCUGCGGCAGAAAUCCAUCCACCUGGUCAUCAUCGUCCUGGCCGUCUUCGCCGUCUCCUACCUGCCUUUCCACGUCAUGAAGAACCUGAACAUGCGGGCCCGGUUGUACUUCCAGAGCCCGGCCAUGUGUGACUUUAACAACCGCGUCUACGCCACCUAUCAGGUGACCCGCGGUCUGGCCAGCCUCAAUAGCUGCGUGGACCCUAUCCUCUACUUCCUGGCCGGCGACACGUUCAGGAGGAAGCUGUCGCGGGCCACCAAGAAGCCCUCCAAGAAGGGCGACAACGCGCUGCAGUCCAAAAGCGAGGAGACGGCACUUAACAGUCUGGCGGAAUACGUGGAGAACGGCGAGCGGCGGAUGUGACCCGACAGUGUUGGAUAACAGAAGCGACCCGGAAGGGCCAUUUUGACCCCUAUGUGGAUACGCUCUUGUGAUGUGUCACACUGGCCACAAUAUUAGGUACACCAAAGUACAAGGAUGCGCCAUUUUGUUGUGAUCUCUCAUGCCCGGUCGACGUCCAUUCAUAUAUGUAUUUAUGCGUAUUGUAUUUAUCUGCGUGACCUUGACUCGUCGUAGCACUUUCUGUAACAAGCUGCAUAAAGAACAGAAUAAGUGCUACGGAAAACGGAUGGAUGGAGAUGUCCAAACAGCCGCGUCAAUCAAAAGCAUCACCCUCCUUGUAACCAUCACGCCGUGCCUAAUAUUGUGGCCUUUGCGUCAAUCCCAAGGUUUCGUACUCUGGACAAAAAAAAAAAAAAAAGGGGGGGUUCGCUCUUGAAUUUGCCGAGGUGUAAAGAUCGGAACCUGCACUCAGCAGUCACUGAGCGUGUUCUCCAUCGAGGGCCGUUAAGCAGCUUCGGGGCGGCCGUAAUAGACUUGUAAGGACACAACAUUAGGUACACUUAAUGAUACUACAGGAGCUUUGUCAUACUGAUUUAUGCCACAAGACGUGUUUUGGAUCUCGUUAGAUUCCGUUCCUAAUGAAGUGUCCGGUGAAUACACUUACUGAGAUGGAGAUUGAAAUGCACUACACUGAACGAGGGGGGAGUGGGGAGGGGGUCCCUGCCUCCCCUCUUCUCUUCCUCCCUACUGCGGACCGCUUUGUCAGCUUGCCGUGCGGCCACCAUCUUGUUAACCUGCACAGACAAGAAGAAAACGAGAAGAUCAAUGCCAACAGUAUUUUGUGUAUAGGACAUUGUCAUGAUUGUUUUCGUCGCUGUACAGGAUGUCGUUUCAUAUGUGGACGUGGAGUCUGGUAGCAAAUACUGUCGCUAAAACUUGACUAACUGUUGAUUGCAACGUGAAUAAUAAAUGUUUUAAAAGCGA
Messenger RNA from Syngnathus typhle (broad-nosed pipefish), 2276 nucleotides. It is a transcript of the gene p2ry1, whose product is annotated as purinergic receptor P2Y1. NCBI's taxonomy places the organism in Eukaryota, Metazoa, Chordata, Actinopteri, Syngnathiformes, Syngnathidae. Gene Ontology annotation, cellular component: plasma membrane. Gene Ontology annotation, biological process: platelet activation; relaxation of muscle; phospholipase C-activating G protein-coupled receptor signaling pathway. The record is from RefSeq and is a predicted model, not a curated record. Gene Ontology annotation, molecular function: A1 adenosine receptor binding; ATP binding; G protein-coupled ADP receptor activity. Bases 252 to 1313 code for a protein of 353 amino acids. The transcript has 3 exons.